UCAGUAUCAGCUGUAACCGAGCUAGCGAACCAUCGAGCGCGUGUGACCCACAUGAGGCGCUGCGUAUAAAACGCUCCUCCUGGUAAACGGCUGUCACUCGCUCUAUCUCUGCUUAACGUCUUACACACAGAGAGACGUUUAGUCGCAGACAGUGCAAAGGGCUGAUGAAGUGAUUGACAACCUGCAUCUCCCCGAAGGCUCUGUUCUCGCGACACUUUCAACUCUUGCCAACUUUGUUUCUUCUUUACCGUCAAGUAUUUUCCUGAUUUCACGCAUCGUAGGAGCGCCUCCUCUGUAUAUACUGCGAUCGGAUCGGCUUGAGAUUGACUAGUCGUGUAUUGCAAGAUACUUAUUCUGGAGCUCAGAGGGCAUUGAGGAGGAAAAGCAGUCGAACCAGGAUCAUGGUCGUCGAGGAUAAAUUCGGGUUCGCCAUUGAUCGUGGCGGUACCUUCACCGACGUCUACGCGGAAUGUCCAAGCGGGAAGGUUCGCGUGAUGAAGCUCCUCUCGGUUGAUCCCAGCAACUAUGAGGACGCACCCCGCGAGGGAAUCCGCAGAAUUCUUGAGCAGGAAACGGGUGUCCCGAUGGACGGCGCUGUUGACACAUCGAAGAUCGCGUGGAUCCGGAUGGGGACCACUGUAGCUACAAACGCCCUAUUGGAGAGAAAGGGCGCGCGGAUGGCGCUUCUGGUUAACGAGGGUUUCAAGGAACUACUUUUCAUCGGUAAUCAGGCCCGGCCAAACAUUUUUGACCUGGAGGUCGUGACGCCGGAGGUUCUCUACUCGGAGGUGGUUGAGGUAGGUUGUAGGGUAGUUCCGGCUCAGCCAGAAAAAUGCUGCCUGGGGGACGUGAGCAGAAGUUGGAGACGCGUAAAGGGCACCACAGGCGAAGAAUUCCUGGUAACGAAAGAACUCAACGAACAGAGGCUCAAGAAGGACCUCGAAGGACUGAAGAAAAGGGGGAUCGAAAGUCUGGCUGUCGUUUUGGCGCACAGUUACUCAUACGCAGAGCAUGAGAUUCGCGUCGGUGAACUUGCCAGUGAAAUGGGUUUCACUGAAAUAUCUCUUUCACACGUUGUGAUGCCUAUGGCCAGAAUAGUUCCGCGUGGAUUCACUGCCGCAGCCGAUGCUUACCUCACACCUCACAUAAAGACUUACUUGCAGGGCUUCGCCUCUGGCUUCAAAAAUAAUUUGGAAGGAGUGAACGUCCUUUUUAUGCAGAGUGACGGUGGACUGACACCGAUGACGUCUUUCAAUGGGUCUCGAGCAAUUCUUUCCGGUCCUGCUGGCGGGGUUGUUGGAUACGCAAUGACGACGUACCAGAAAAUAAGCGACCUCCCAGUGAUCGGCUUCGACAUGGGAGGGACGUCGACGGACGUCAGUCGAUACGCUGGGGCUUUCGAACACGUCUACGAGAGCACCACUGCGGGAGUGACGAUUCAGGCAGCGCAGUUAGACGUAAAUACAGUGGCAGCCGGAGGUGGUUCGAUGUUGUUCUUUAGAUCGGGACUCUUUGAAGUGGGGCCACAAAGUGCUGGCGCUCAUCCCGGGCCUGCCUGCUACAAGAAGGGUGGUCCGCUCACGGUCACGGAUGCCAAUUUGGCCCUGGGACGCCUGCUGCCGGAGUAUUUCCCAAAGAUCUUCGGACCUAACGAGAACGAGCCUCUUGACGAGGCCGCCACGGUGAAGGCCUUCAAAGCCCUCACUGACGAGAUCAACACAUUCAUGGCAAGGCAAGCCGGUUCCGGGGCCAAGACUGUAGAGGUGAUGAGUGUCGAGGAAGUGGCGAUGGGUUUUGUGAGGGUGGCAAACGAAGCGAUGUGUCGCCCCAUCCGGGCCCUUACCCAGGCCAAAGGAUACGAUACAUCGCGGCACGUUCUUGCCUGUUUCGGAGGUGCUGGAGGACAGCAUGCUUGUGCCAUAGCUCGUUCCCUCGGCAUGGGGACCGUUUUUGUUCACAAGUACGCUGGGAUUUUAUCUGCCUACGGAAUGGCGUUGGCUGAUGUGGUCGAGGAGGCCCAGGAACCCAGCGUUGAGGCGUAUGAGGAAGGGGAAGCCUUCCAUCGAUUGGACGUGCGAUUCGAAGCUCUGAAGGAAAGGGUACGAGCAAAACUAAGGGAGCAGGGAUUCGAGGAGUCCUCCAUCUUCACCGAGCCCUUCCUUCACCUGCGGUACGAAGGCACAGAUUGCGCCCUCAUGUGUGCCCCGAAGACUGGGAAGUCGGGUACAGCUCAGGGUGAUUUUCUAACUACAUUUCUUGAGAGGUAUCAGACAGAGUUUGGCUUUACAAUGCCUGGUCGGAAAGUGUUCGUCGAUGAUAUCAGAGUUCGUGGAGUUGGAAAAACAGUCGUUUCCGAAGAGUCAGCCUUACCGGAGUCGUCUGGAAUCCCUACACCGGAAAAGACUACCCGAGUCUACUUCGAGGGCGGGUAUCAAGACACCAACGUCUAUCAAUUGCAUGCUCUGGCACCUGGACACACUCUUUCAGGUCCUGCCAUUAUCAUGGAUGGCCUUGGUACUUUGCUCAUCGAACCGAAUUGCUCAGCGGUCAUUACGUCGCGCGGAGACACGAUGAUCAAGAUCGGAGCAGCUCGCCGCAGCGAAGUUACACCAGAGCUCGAUGCGAUCCAGUUGAGCAUUUUCUCUCACCGUUUUAUGAGCAUCGCUGAGCAAAUGGGAAGGAUACUUCAGAGAACUGCGAUAUCGACGAAUAUCAAGGAACGUCUCGAUUUUUCUUGUGCAGUAUUUGGUCCGGACGGUGGUCUCGUCUCGAACGCUCCUCACAUUCCGGUGCAUCUUGGUGCCAUGCAAGAGACCGUCCAGUAUCAGAUAAAGGCGUUCGAGGGACGCUUCACUUCCGGUGACGUGAUCCUGGCCAAUCAUCCAUCCGCCGGUGGUUCUCAUCUUCCAGAUCUCACAGUUAUCACACCCGUCUUUCACACCGGCUCAGAGAAUCCAGUAUUUUUUGUGGCAAGUCGGGGUCAUCACGCCGACAUCGGAGGAAUAACGCCCGGUUCGAUGCCACCAAAUUCUACUACUCUUCUUCAGGAAGGUGCGACCUUUAAAAGUUUCUUGCUAGUUCACAAGGGGAUCUUCAGAGAAAAGGAGUUGACUGAGAAACUGAUGGAGCCUGGAAAGAUUCCAGGUAGUUCAGGAACUCGGAACUUGUCUGACAAUCUAAGUGACCUUAGAGCACAGAUUGCAGCCAAUCACAAGGGUACGCUUCUCGUGAACGAACUCAUUGACAUUUAUGGGCUGGACGUGGUUCAGGCGUAUAUGGGGCACAUUCAGAACUACGCCGAAGUCGCGGUUCGGGAAAUGCUGAAGGAGGUUGGACUGAGGACACUAAAGCAAACGGGAGUCACAACGCUCUUCGCCCAUGACUACCUCGACGAUGGUAGCGAAAUACGACUCCACGUUGAUAUCGACGUUGAGCGUGGCGAGGCGCUCUUCGACUUCACUGGAACGGGUUACGAAGUAUGGGGAAACUGCAACGCUCCACGAGCUAUCACUCUCUCAGCGUUGAUAUACUGCUUGCGGAGUAUCGUUGGGCGAGACAUGCCACUGAACCAGGGCUGUCUGAAACCGGUGCGAGUUAUCAUCCCCAAGGGGUCGCUGCUCGAUCCUUCCGAGGACGCGGCCGUUGUUGGUGGGAACGUCCUGACGUCCCAACGCGUCGUCGACGUUGUACUCGCCGCCUUUAAGGCUUGCGCUGCCUCCCAGGGCUGCAUGAACAACGUCACACUUGGGACCGAGAAAUGGGGCUAUUACGAGACUGUGGCUGGCGGCAGUGGAGCGGGGCCGACUUGGGAUGGCCGAGGCGGAGUUCACUCACACAUGACAAACACGCGAAUCACAGACCCGGAGAUCUUGGAACAACGGUACCCGCUCAUCCUGAAGAAAUUCACCUUGCGUGAAGGCACGGGGGGCUCUGGAGCUCACAGGGGUGGCGACGGAGUGAUUCGAGAGAUUCUCUUCAGGGCUCCGAUGACGUUGUCAGUACUGACGGAGCGACGGGUCCACAAUCCACCGGGACUUGAGGGUGGACUUCCAGGUGCCCGCGGAAAAAACACUUUGAAGAAGGCUGACGGUCGCGCCAUUAAUCUUGGGCCGAAGACUGCGGUUCCCGUUUUUCCUGGGGAUAUCUUCACCCUGGAAACGCCUGGCGGUGGAGGCUACGGCGCUCCUAGUUCCAACGGGUUUGCAAUCAGCGCUAAGAAGACUGUAACGGGAAAGUUUGUCGAACGUGGAAGCAUUUACGAGUACCGAAAGGCCCAAGAGUCCGUCUAAAUUCUGGUCUUCAACUGCAACCUGCUCGCCUAAUUCUUCUACGGUAGCAAUUCGGUGAAUAAUAAUUGGUAAUAUUCUAAAUGGAAAUAACUGUAUCGAAAGA
Messenger RNA from Diprion similis, 4392 nucleotides. Its product is annotated as 5-oxoprolinase. The transcript has 22 exons. Bases 402 to 4289 code for a protein of 1295 amino acids. Gene Ontology annotation, cellular component: cytosol. Gene Ontology annotation, molecular function: 5-oxoprolinase (ATP-hydrolyzing) activity. NCBI's taxonomy places the organism in Eukaryota, Metazoa, Arthropoda, Insecta, Hymenoptera, Diprionidae. The record is from RefSeq and is a predicted model, not a curated record. Gene Ontology annotation, biological process: glutathione metabolic process.